Anneissia japonica is the source of this 7169-nucleotide messenger RNA. RefSeq names its product rap guanine nucleotide exchange factor 1-like. Gene Ontology annotation, cellular component: plasma membrane. The coding region runs from base 458 to 3481 and encodes 1007 amino acids. NCBI's taxonomy places the organism in Eukaryota, Metazoa, Echinodermata, Crinoidea, Comatulida, Comatulidae. Gene Ontology annotation, biological process: positive regulation of GTPase activity; Ras protein signal transduction. The transcript has 20 exons. Gene Ontology annotation, molecular function: guanyl-nucleotide exchange factor activity. The record is from RefSeq and is a predicted model, not a curated record.
CUUUUACUGAAUGCCAGCCAGUUCAUCUUUCUUGCAGACUGAUAGCACAUUAAUAGGAUUCACUUGUUUGUACCUAAUUAAGGAGUUGUUAGACAUGCCGUGUGGAUCUCUUGACGUCAUAUGGUUGUCAUGUCAGGUUGAAUUUUUGGGCAGCAGCACAGAUAUGAAAGGUAUUGCUGUAAACUUGAGUUGUAUCCUCAUUAAAUCUUUCUAAGGAGUGGUAGGACAGACAGUGGUACUGGUACUUGUUAUAAACAAAUGGAAUUUUAAAUGCUCCUGGUAUUAUGUUCAGUAUCAUUGAGAGCUUAUAACUGUAUGUGGUUGCUGGUAUUUUUAGAAUCAUAUCACAUCUUGGAUCAUUAAUUAGAGCACUUUAAUACAUCUCCUUUUUUUUUGAGUCAGCGAUGCUCCUGUUUCAGUGAAUAUUUGUAUCUGAUUUGGAAUAUACAAACUCGACAUGUCGACAGUUUUCGAUACGUUGAUUAGCGAAGGCCUCUGCAUGGCAACAAGUGCGAUUGGCAUUGAUUCCAGCAAGAGCAACUAUGCAUCAAAGACAUUGCCUUCGACAUUUACCAAGACUAUGAAGAAGAUAACCAUGAGAGAUAGCCCAGCAAGCCUACAAUUUAAGAGCAUGACAUUAACACGUAAAAAGGCUAAAAAAGCUAUACUACCUAAUCCCAGUCCACCAAAAAAGGUUAUGGAGAAGGAUGUUGACCGUAUCCAAUCUAUUGAAAAGGAAUUAUCCCGGUCUCUGACAUGGUUUCAACAAGUAAUACAGAAAGGAGUAAUGGUGUCAAGUUCAGCAACAGAUAUUCUCCAAAAAGUGAUCGAACUGCACACAAUCCUUAAAACUGCUUUAAAUAAUGAAGAGAGUACCAUGUUAAUGUCAGAACAGAGUCGGGUAUACCAGAAUUUAGCCAAGCUCAUACACUGGGCCGACAAGAUGAUGUUAAAUGGCCAUAAGGAUAUUGAUAAGGCCUCCAUUGAGGUAAUAGCAAAGGACAUGGCCGAGGGUGUGUCCAACCUGGUCAAGCUGACUGUAACUAAGUUGGAGGAGAAGGAAGAGUCCAAACGUCGUCAUUCUGAUACACCUGCACCGGUAUCAAAAGCAAGGGUGCAUCGAAUAUCAUCACUAGAUCCAGCAGAUAUUUCUAAUGAUUACGAUACACCUCCGUUAAGUCCAAAGGAACGGGAGAUACUAGAAAAUACACCAAUAACUUGGUCAUCAGAGGGAGACAUUCAUAAUGGUUGUCAUAGUGACCCAGGAGAGGAUCCCACCGCUCCUCCAAAGCCAUUUCUUCCUGAAAACAGAGUUUUAAUUCAACAGACAUUGGAUAUGUCUGACGAAAUUCCACCGGCAUUGCCGCCCAAAUUAAGAUAUUCAACAAAUUUAAACCGGUCGAGCUCAGGUAGUUCUGGCUCUCUGAUGAGUCACCAGUCGGACAUGAGUAGCUCAAGUGGCUCAGUAAGCCGGACAGAUUCCAAACGCAGUAGUCAGAUAUCCAGCACAACCAGCGAGGAUAGAGUCUCGCUAGAAUCUUCACAAAUAUUGUUUGAUAAAGAGAAUCGGAGACCGUCUCCGCUUCCGGAUCAUUUACAAAGUAUUCAUUUGCAUCCCUUAUCGGCAAGUUAUGAAUCGGGUUCAGAAACAUCUGAUGCAGGUGUCCUAAGUGAUACACCACCUGCAUUGCCUGAAAAACAGCGGAAUGUACUAGGCCGUAAACUUUCUGAUUAUGAUAAUAUGACAGACGAUGAUGGGCCUAUGUACACAAAUAGAAAAAGUCUAUUGUCUAUUGAUGGUGAACACUGCUCUCUCCCUACGGAUAUGGUUUUUGAUAUUCCUUCGGACGAGAUCGACGGUGGAGAAGAGGCACCACGUCACAUUAAUAAUUAUCUUGGUCUAAUUGAUGGGUACACGGAGCAGCAAUUUCAGGCAUCGUUUGUGUCUGGUAGAAUGCCUGCCUGCCAGCCAGGUGAACGGAGGUCUUUGGAUUUUCUUAUGUCUUCAUUCCCUGAUGAAACACCACCAUUCCCUACGGAUAUUUGCGACACUCCUAAAGGAAGCACCUUGCCUCCAUCACUACCAAUUAAAAUGAAGGAUAUGGCUGGACUGGAAAGACAACGACUCUACUCAAGUCCUGAGAGGUCUCGUGCUCAAAAUCUAGAACUUAAGAAAAAAUCUGAGAGUAUGAUCUACAGUAGUGAAGAUGUGAAAUCAGCUGGUUUGGAAAACCCUUCAGCAAUAGAAGCAGAUUUUGAUGACGAAGGCCGAGGAAUUCUAAAUAAGAUAGAUGUAUCAGAGUACCUUGUAAGAAGUGAAGAAGCUGUCCCAUCGGAUGGGAGCCCUCCAAUACGAGGUGGCCCAGUCGAUGCUCUGAUUGUAUAUGCCGCUGAUAUGGAUAAGAAAGAUUUAGUAUUCUAUGAAGCAUUCUUGACCAGUUAUAGGACGUUCAUUCUACCUAAAGAUCUCAUAGAUAAAUUAUUAUACCGUUAUCGUAAAUUUCGCAAUAAGCCGGAUACAGCGGCCCGGUUAAGUCGGAAUGCUUUUUUCUUACUGCUACGUGUUGCUGGAGAUCUCAUAGGUCAAGUCGACAAUGAAAUACUCAAGAAUUUGAUGGACUUGGUGUUCCAGUUACUGUGUGACGGAGACUUAAGUCUGGCCAAAAUUUUACGAGAGAAAAUUCUAUGCAAAAUGGAAAACAAUAAGGAUUUAAUACUGAGCACCGCUAAAGUCCCUGUGUGUUCACUUCCGUCAACUAUCAAGUGUGCUUCACUAUUUGAAUUCAGUACCUCAGAACUAGCGCAGCAGAUGACAAUUCUAGACUCAGAGCUGUUCUUAAAGAUUGAGAUUCCUGAGGUGCUACUUUGGGCGCGGGAGCAGUCGGAGAAGUUGAGCCCAAAUUUGACGAUAUUCACAGAACACUUCAACAAGGUCUCGUACUGGGUACGUUCACUUAUCUUACAAGAGUCGAAAGCUAGUGAUAGGGAGAAGUUACUACAAAAGUUUAUCAAAAUAAUGAAGUAUUUAAGGAAACUAAAUAACUUCAAUUCGUAUUUGGCUAUACUAUCAGCCCUGGACUCGGCACCAGUUAGGCGGUUAGACUGGCCCAAGUCAUAUGUUGAGGAUCUUAAGGAGUAUUGUAUUUUGAUUGACAGUACUUCAUCAUUUCGUGCUUACAGAGCAGCUUUAGCAGAAGCUGAACCGCCCUGUAUUCCUUACCUUGGGUUGAUUCUUCAAGACAUUACAUUCAUUCAUAUUGGUAAUCCAGACUUACUGGAAGAUGGAAAGAUAAACUUCACAAAAUGUUGGCAGCAUUUUACAAUACUGGAUAGUAUGCGAAGAUUUAAACAGUACCAAUAUGACAAUCUUGUAAAGAAGGAAAAUGUACUGUCAUUCUUUAAUGGAUUCAAUGACUAUCUAGACGAGGAAGCUAUGUGGCAACUCUCAAAGGCUAUCAAACCACAAGGAGGACAGAAAUAAAAGUGUUAACAAAGCAAUAGAAUGUGGAAGUCAUAUACAGGAUAUAAAAGAGCUAGGUGUUGGCAAUCACAAUGCCUCCUGUAGAAGGUUUUGACAACCACACCACCUGUAGCUGGUCGUGGCACGUGUCUGGAGACUCCAUCCACCAGUAUCAGCUUUCAAAAAGUACACCUUCACCAGUACCAGGAGUCGACAUGCACGCUCCACCUAAAGAUUGUGUUGCCCAACAUUCUGUUCUUGUUCAAGAUGUCACAAGAUGUACUGCAUCAUGGUGGUGAAAGUGGAACCAUACACACCCCCAUCUGCAAAAGGUGUCAACCAACACCCUUGUGUCACAAAACACACCAAGACACCGCCACCUGUACUAGGUGUAAAAAAUACACCUUUACUAGGAAACAGUAAACACCGUCCACCUGUGCUAGCUGUCAUAAAAUUUAUUGCAAUAUGCCAAUGAAAUUGGAAGCAAAUGAACCACCACCUGUAGAUCAGGAUGGUCGUCGAAUCCAAUUUACUACCUCUUUUGGUCAUCUUAUUGAUUAAAAUACCCCUUCUGUGCUUGGUGUAUUAACUCAACUGUAUUCACUGUGGGUCAAAUUAUUCAUUAUAAGGCUGGCUGGUAGUCUUGUAAUAAUCAAAUGAUGUUGCCUCUCAGAUCAAAAUGAGUAUGAUAACUAAUUGGACAAUAAUGAGCAAUUUGCCAUCGCUCCCAAAAAUUGUGCAUAAUAUGCAGUAUAUACAUUGAAAGGGAUAAUUAUUUAUAGCCAAUACAUUAGGCAUACUGACAAAGUGUGAUACAAAUAUAACUGAAAUAUUACUAUUUGCAAUACACUAAUCGUAUAAUCUGUGUAUUUUUUUUACGAACUUAUAUUGUGUAACUUGCCAGAAAAGCUUAGAAUAACUUUGUACAGGUAUACAACAGAAAUUAAAUCAUCACUUUUGGAUUGCUUUCCAUUCAAGAUAAUUUAUCAGUACCUGGACAUAAUGUAUACAGGAUAGUGUUACCUGGAUGGGCAGGUGCCUGGAUUAUAUCAUUGCUGGCAAAAGUUCAGCAUUUGUAAACGUUUUGGAGAGAGCAAUAUAAGUUGUUGUAAUCACCUGACAAGUUUUAAAAUAAAUGUAAUAUACACAGCACUUUCGUUACAGUGGGAUGGAAAUUUUAAUUGGGUGUUUAUGGGAUUUCAACAAAUAUAAUGGCUAUCUGGAGUGUGAAUCGAACAACUGAGUAAUCCGCUUGUUAUUCAAGGGGCAGGGCCAGUAAUACAUAAUGCCCCACAAACAUACAAGUUUACUAUUACGUAUGCUAUGGCUUCUGUUUGGUGGGAGCAUAGCAACAGUAUCCAAGGGCAUGGCUAUGGGGAACAUCCAUUAAGAUUUAGAUCUUACCUUCAAUGGUUUUUUGCUAGUUCAUUCCCGACAAACUGUGUUUGUAUUAGCAAUGAAUUCAGAUAAACAAUGUUUUUUCUAGUUACUUGGUAAACUAAAUUUGAUGUGUUUUUUUGUACAUCUACUUAACAGGGUAGUAGUUAGGUAACCACAAUCAAUAAUGUGUUAAUGAUAGAUUCAUUAAUUUGUUAAUUAAUCAAUGAUUGAUUCAUUAAUUAAUAGAUACAUGUCAUAUGACAUGAAAAAUGCAAAUAAGUACAAGUUGAAUGCCAGUGCGAAUUGAUACAUACCGAUUAAUGACAGAAAUCAUAACAAAGCAAUCUUAUUAUGUAGACAAGAAUAAUUACAAACCAAUCAAAGAAUAAGAUACCAAUAAUUUAUUUUAGGGAUCAUGAGAAAUACUUAAUUUACAUGUUGAAUUGUUUUAAAAAUGCAGGGAGAUCAAUAGCUGACAGUCCAAACCUGUAACUUAAUUCUCUGGCCCUUCAUAGUUUUGGAUAUAUAGGUCAAGUGUGAUGUCAUAAUUUAUUCAUAUCACUACUGUAUAUUGCUUGCUGCUGCACCUCUUCCGUGUGUAAAUUUGGUGCUGAAAACAUAAUAAUGACAAAAACAAUUAAUUAAUUACUGGAAAUUUGUUGAGACACUAGAAUAAUGUGUUCAUGGUCGAAUGAUGUGUUGAUUGAUAGGUUCACAGCAUUUGCGGAUACAGGUUUACAGGUUUUUAGUGAUACCUGCUGAUGAUUUGCUUUUUGAUUAAAAAAAGACACAUACAAACUGGGCAGUGAAAAAAAGUGGUUAUUUUAUUCAUCAAAAAUAGGAUAUGGAGAGUUAAGACAUUAUUAAAUGGUUGCUUCAUAUAGCACAUAUUAGCCCAAGACCUCUAGAUGCUUAACAUUUUUACCCAGGUCAUUGAAACAUAAUUCUUAAUGAAACACAUACUCAGCUCCCUGGUGGAGCGUUCCAUAAACUUGUAGCAUUUAAACUUAUGGUAUCAGGUACCCACCGUUUAAAAAAACUUGAACUUAACAUUUUCUCUGGGAUAGGAAUUGGGAGCUGUUAUUAGUUAGUAGUUAGAACCUAAGUACAAAGUAAAUCAGUUUAAAGAAUAAUAAUAAAUUACAUUUUGUAUCAGUAACUUAAAUGUGUACUACUCUUACACUUAUAUUAUGCAUUUUAUAUAUAAAACAGUGAUGUAUACGUUGCGUUAACGUUUUCAAUCACUCCCUCUUUGAACUAAACUGUUCUUAAUAAUGUUUGAUGUUGUGAUUUGCGUAAAGUGAGUAUUUAUUGUGAAUGUUUGCUCAUCAUAAAUCAAUUGUUGGGGGCAUUAGUCUAAGCUGCAUCGGGCUUAGGCAAUCUAGUAUUGAUUUUAAAAAUAUCUAUACAACUAUAGGUUUAUAUUUGAAUAGUUCUUGGUAAAAUGUCUCCUGUUGCAUUCAAGCCACAGAUGCAUCCAGUAGUAAUUAGGGCAAAACCCCUCUCACAUCACGUGCUUGUGACCACCUCAUAAGCAAUGUACAUGUGUGUGUGUGUAUGUGACAAGGCCUAGCAAAUAUCUAGACCACGGGUGGAAAUAAAAAUGGGUGAAAGUGAUUUUUUUUAUUUCACUGAGGGCUGAACCCAAACCUUCAUGAUAGAGAUUUACAGUCAGUUUUAAUAUCACUUUUAACUAACAAUCUGCCUUUGGGUCGUUAUUACAAGGGGUUUUCUAGCCAAAAAUGAUAGGCAGACCGCACACACAUAUUUUCUGCAUAUGUAUGAUGGCUCUCAAGGAAAAAAGAAAUCAGGCCUAAUUUUUUUCUUUAUGAAAUAUAGACAAGAAAAAUGAUUAAUUUUGGCCUUAUAUGUAGUUACGUUGUUCAUUACUUUAUUGCUGAUUUUAUACUUUUAAAAGAAAAUUUGUAUUACAGUAUAAUUUUGAAUAAUUUGUAUUUGCUCCAACCAUGGUUAUCUAAUUUACAAAUUUCAAGUUUUGUUGUGAAAAACAAUUAUGUUUUUGUUUUUUGUCACAACAUAAGACAAGAAAUAAACACUCCAAUGAUUUAACCAUUCCACUUCAAAAACCAAAUUUUGUUGGGGUUGAGCCCCCUGAACAUAACAUUGUUCAGCCUGGUUAUGCAGUAUUUGUCAUCAAUUUAGGAUGGGGCUGAAUAUUUGAGGGCUGGAGUGUAUUUAUCCGAUUAGUAGUUAUGCUUAUGUUUGAUAACAUUUUUUAAACUAUGCAAACCAUGUCUUAGCAAUGCAAUGGUGGCUUUUGCAACUUUUUUUUAUUUUAAGAGAAAUUUCUGUAGUUAGUGGUAGCUGU